CGAUCAAAGGAAGGAGUGGUGAGCUGUGACGUAGGCUGACAUGUAGAGGAUGACAUCAUCGACGCCGUGCACGGGCACGCUGUUAAGUAACGAGAGGAGGAGACAGAGCCGAGUGGAGAGCUGCUCGUGCUACCGCAGCUUCUCAGGGACUAUCAACAGGGAGCGCAGCCGACUGACAAGAGCACAGAGCGGAGGGUAUGAACGCUGACAGAAUCCGCUCCCAUCCUUCUCUGGCCGGGCUCCUGUCGGACUGACAACCACCGGUUCACAAUCUACACCGAAGCAGCUCUCGGACGAACCCAGUAUCGGAUUGGAGUUGCAGCCAUGGAGCUGAGAGUGGGGAACAAGUACCGACUCGGGCGGAAGAUAGGGAGCGGUUCUUUUGGAGAUAUUUAUCUGGGUGCCAACAUUGCCACUGGUGAGGAGGUGGCCAUCAAACUGGAGUGUGUGAAGACCAAACACCCACAACUGCACAUUGAAAGCAAGUUUUACAAGAUGAUGCAAGGAGGAGUGGGUAUUCCAUCCAUAAAGUGGUGUGGUGCUGAGGGAGACUACAACGUGAUGGUGAUGGAGCUGCUGGGUCCCAGCCUGGAGGACUUGUUUAACUUUUGCUCACGCAAGUUCAGCCUGAAGACGGUUCUCCUUUUGGCAGAUCAGAUGAUUAGCCGCAUCGAGUACAUCCACUCCAAGAACUUCAUCCAUCGUGACGUCAAGCCUGACAACUUCCUCAUGGGCCUUGGCAAGAAGGGCAACCUGGUCUACAUCAUUGACUUUGGCCUGGCCAAGAAGUACCGAGACGCCCGCACGCACCAGCACAUUCCUUAUAGGGAGAACAAGAACUUGACUGGCACAGCACGCUACGCCUCUAUCAACACACAUCUGGGAAUCGAGCAGUCCAGACGUGACGACCUGGAAUCCCUGGGAUAUGUCCUAAUGUACUUCAACCUGGGCUCGCUCCCGUGGCAGGGCCUCAAGGCGGCGACCAAGAGACAGAAGUAUGAAAGGAUCAGUGAGAAGAAAAUGUCCACUCCCAUUGAGGUCCUCUGCAAAGGUUACCCUUCUGAGUUCUCCACAUAUCUGAACUUCUGCCGUUCCCUGCGCUUUGACGACAAACCAGACUAUUCUUACCUACGACAGCUCUUCAGGAAUCUUUUUCACCGACAGGGUUUCUCCUACGACUAUGUUUUCGAUUGGAACAUGUUGAAGUUUGGUGCCGGUCGGACAGCAGAGGACGGUGAACGGGAAAGAAGGACAGGAGAAGACAGGGAGGAGCGAAUCGUAGGAGCUCCCAGAGGCUCUGCAUCCCGCGGCCUUCCCCCAGGUCCCAACCCAGUAGUUCCCAACAGGGUCAGGAACGGGCCGGAGCAGGCCAUUUCUAACCCUGCCUCCCGGGUCCAACAGUCUGGAAAUACGUCGCCACGUGCAAUCUCCCGUGCAGAGAGGGAGAGGAAGGUGAGCAUGCGGCUCCACCGUGGGGCUCCAGCCAAUAUUUCGUCAUCUGACCUCACGGCCCGUCAUGACCAGUCCAGAUCACAGGUCAGCGUGCCAUUUGAACACAUGGGGAAAUAGACUAAUGUAACUAACAGGGCUUCAAGAUCGUUGCUCUGAUUCAUUCUCUCUUUUUUUUUUUUACCUUGUCUUAUUACUAUUGCCAAUAGUCACAUGGAUCUUUGGAAAAGGACUACAUUUUUUUAAAGGAUCCAGAGAAGCAUGUGACAGCAUCCAGUAUGAACUCUUAAAUGAACCCCUUUACUGGUCCUUGGACCAGCACCUCAAUACAAAACACAUGAAUGACACCAGUGACUCCAAGGAUGUUCUCAUCUGUCCCCGUCAUCCUCCAAGGAGUUUCCUCAAUACCCUCUGUCUGACAACUGUGAAAGAACUACCACGAAGGAGCAUCAAGGUGUCGUGUUGCACAAAAACAAAUUUAAGGAUUUUUUUUUUUUUAAUUAUUGUUUUUGGUGAAAGAAACAGCUAAAUGAAGUGAUUCAGUAGGUGGGGUAGAUGGGUUUGAAAUGAGAGGGCAACAAAAAGAGGGUUUACUCAGUAAGUGAUGUUUUAGCUGUUGUAAAGUCAUGUCUCUGACGUAGCAGUCGGUCUUACAUGCCCUUCAUCCGCCCCCGUCGUGAUGAUGUCCUAGUCGCUUUUAGUCCUAGCCACAAAAACACGCACCACCCUUUAUGUUGCCUGUUUUUAAACCGUGUGUUUUUGUGUAUGUUUUUUAUGUGAGCGGGUAAGGUGAAGAAUGACCAUAGAUAUUGCAAAAACACUCCCAGAUCUUGAGGGAAACUCCUCAGGAAACUAUCGGUAUAUUUGACCAUAGCUGCCCUUUUUGGCUAACAAAUAGUGGCUGCAAUUUUUAUGACAGUUCUUAAUGUUACCUUUUUUAUUCUUUUGUUAUCGGAGGCCACGGAGGACUGGGCGGCUCCACUGUAAAUAUAUUUUUUUAUUUUGAUGUAAAGGCAAAAAGUGGUUAUUUGUUUUAUGAUGUAAAGUAGAAAAUGCAUAUUAUUAACAACCGGGGAAACUGGGUUCAGAAGACCAGAAGUACUAAUUUGAGGGUUGGGCUACUGUUGCUUUGCUACCUGGGUCAUUUUCUUGAGUGUAUGUGUGCAUGUGAAUAAUUUGAGUGAAUGAGGGAGUUGACAGGAAGUCGUACAGAGAAUCCCUGCUGUAACCAGCCUCAUUAUCUCAUUAAGGAGGAAUUCUGUCUAUUUCAACUAACAGCUGUUCAAGUUCACUAGCGACUGUUGCUAGGGUUAAAAAAAACCCACCCUGUUGUCUAACAUGGGCCAAUAUAUUUCAUUUGGAAGUCCAUCCUUUUAGACAAGGUGCUCAAAAUAUCAUUACAAGUGCUAUAAAACAUGAAGUUAUUUGAUCCGUUUUCAGUAAAUAUGUCUAGUCUUUGUAAAAGAACUACCUGAAAGUACCUUGGGUUUUCCUUAGUUCUAAUUACUAUUUUAGUACUCGUACUCCUCUCCUGUUUACUGUGUUAAUCCCAAACAUUGAAGUCUUGCAAGUAACCAUUUUGCAUAGCACAAGUGAAUGAUAUUUUGAUUCGUUUUAAGCAGAAAUCAGUGAAACUAAUGAACAAAGAUGUUGAAAAUCACUGUAAUUCCCCUUUUUAAACUUUUUCGCUUCCUCUUUAUUUUAUUUCUCACAUUGUCAAUGUUUUUAUUAGCUCUUACCGUCCUAACUUAUGUCUUCAUGUAACUGUCGCGUAACUUAUUGAAAUCAUGGUCUCGUUUUUAUGCCGCUCCCUGUGUUCCUCUGUCAUGCCUUUGAGGUUGUCUGCCCCUGUGACACGUAAGGAUUCCCGUAUUUCCUCCGUCGGUAGCUUGUCAUCGCAGAAUUUCGAUGUCACCUGGGUAUCUUGUUCUUCAGCAGCCUCGAUGAUGUCAUUCAGGUUCAUUUGCAGGGAUGUGUAAAUAGCAGUGUAAUGUGUGUAAGUACUUUUGUACAGGCCACCAUCAUGACCCAGUGGCAUUGUAAUUGUUGGUGAUCUGGGUGGUUUCUCUAUGUAUUGUGUAUUGAUAGCUUGUACAGUUCUUUAACACACUUUAUUUACAACAGUAUUUGUGUAUAUUUUAUGAAGUAAUAAAAAUUAAUAACGUUGCUCAA
Cynoglossus semilaevis (tongue sole) is the source of this 3621-nucleotide messenger RNA. Its product is annotated as casein kinase I. Bases 325 to 1569 code for a protein of 414 amino acids. The record is from RefSeq and is a predicted model, not a curated record. Gene Ontology annotation, biological process: protein phosphorylation. Lineage: Eukaryota; Metazoa; Chordata; Actinopteri; Pleuronectiformes; Cynoglossidae. The transcript has 11 exons. Gene Ontology annotation, molecular function: ATP binding; protein kinase activity.